AUGGCUAACUUAUCUGAAGAAUCAAAGGAAAGAAUUGUCAAACUCUUGGACACUUCUAAGACCAUUGCUCACUACUGCUGGAUUCCAUUUGUCAUCUACUUGGGCUGGAAAAACACUGAUGCCAAGCCAAACUUGAUUAACCUCUUAUCUCCUUUCCCAGCCAUGUAA
This is a messenger RNA of Saccharomycopsis crataegensis, 168 nucleotides long. RefSeq names its product Tom7p (gene TOM7). Gene Ontology annotation, biological process: protein import into mitochondrial matrix; protein insertion into mitochondrial outer membrane. Gene Ontology annotation, cellular component: mitochondrial outer membrane; mitochondrial outer membrane translocase complex. Bases 1 to 168 code for a protein of 55 amino acids. NCBI's taxonomy places the organism in Eukaryota, Fungi, Ascomycota, Saccharomycetes, Ascoideales, Saccharomycopsidaceae. The transcript is spliced from 2 exons. The record is from RefSeq and is a predicted model, not a curated record.